AUGACAAAGCAGCUCCCCGCACUAGCCGAAGGCAGUAUGGCGUGUGUUCGUGUUAUGCCGAGUUGCCGUCGGGUCCGCCAAGUUAUGCAGCUGAAUUCAUACUGCACAUCUCGACGACUCGACACGCACAUUCAUCCAUAUUUUCCAGCCUGCAUGUGGUCGGGUUCGAAGGAGAUAUCGGAACUAGUGAGUCGAACUCCGGACCUGGCAACGGAUAUGAAGCGUGAGGGUUUCAAAUCCAGAAACUUCUGUCUACAGAACAUGUGUCGUCGUGUUGGCGGUUCCUAUCAAGCGGGACAAACAUUCCAGACGCAUUUCUGCUCAUGCGAAUGGGUGCACAGAGCACGAGGCAGCGGAUGGCCAUUUGGUACAUACAGUAACGCCGCAUCCGAAGCCCCAAAGAUAGCACAGCCCCACUUGUCUUGGGUUGGCGCUGUGCAAGUUAUGCAUUGA
Molecule: messenger RNA, 453 nt
Organism: Coccidioides immitis RS
Lineage: Eukaryota; Fungi; Ascomycota; Eurotiomycetes; Onygenales; Onygenaceae
Exons: 1
Coding region: 1-453 (150 amino acids)
Source: RefSeq, a predicted model, not a curated record